Lottia gigantea (owl limpet) is the source of this 699-nucleotide messenger RNA. RefSeq lists its product as hypothetical. The transcript is spliced from 5 exons. Bases 1 to 699 code for a protein of 232 amino acids. NCBI's taxonomy places the organism in Eukaryota, Metazoa, Mollusca, Gastropoda, Lottiidae. The record is from RefSeq and is a predicted model, not a curated record.
AUGGGGUGCAUUUUAUCAACUCGGUCGGAACGAAAACCACGUAGGAGAAGAGGGAACGCGAUUAAAGUUCAGCCGAUUGGAAAUGGUAGCGACCUGGUGAUGUGUAAAACUGACUUCACCAUAUUCCAAGUAAAGACUCUAGAAGAGAGAACAACAAACAGCGAGGCUAAUGUAAUGCCCAAGUCCAGUGCUGUUGAAGAGAAAUGUGGAAAUGAUGAAGGUCUGGUAUUAAAACUGACCGGAGUAGCCGCCAAAGGUGUGGCGUUUGAACUUUCUCAAGAGGGAAAAGCAAUUGUUGCCCCACCUCCACGUCUCCUUGAGAUCGUCGAGAAGAAGAACAAGGAGAAAGAAGAAGCAUCAGUAGAUGAUAUUAGAGAGAGACUGUUACAGGCUGAAAGACGCCGCAAACAAUUGGAGGACGAAAGAAUCGUGAAAGUCCGGAAGAUGAUCAAAACCGAAUCUCCGGAGACUGUCCAGGCUUACAUUGCCGAAAGAAAAGCCUUAGAAGAAAUCCAAACUAAGAAGAUGGAGGAUGCCGUUGCCUCCAGACAAAUGCGAUUACGCAAAAUCAGAGAUGACAUGCGAGAAAAGGACAACCAUGCAAGGUUGGAAAGGAUAUGUGAUUUUAUGUCUCUAGGUGGUAAAGAUAAAAGGUCUAAUCACCCUGCGGUUGUACAGGAUUGUGCUCUUUUGACCUAG